AUGCGUCCAUACCUUCCCACUACGACUCCUUCUGUCACUUCGUCGAUGAUGAACAACCACAACAACCACAACAACAACAACAACAACAACCUUGGUGUUCCUCCAAUUCCGCCUCGUCCGCAGCCAAGUACUUUGACAGCAGCCUCAGCCUCUUCUUCUUCCUCCUCCUCCAACAACAUGACCAUCAACAACUCAUCUCAGCAACAACCUCCCAAGGUCAUCAUUGUUCAACCUCUUUCUCUUGCUCCAAUCUCUGCCAAUGUACGAUCAACAUCGACCACGAUCACGAAUUUUAGUAAUAGGACAGUUGCAGGAGGAAAUGUCUCACCACACUCUCCCACGAUUACUAAUCAUUCUCAACAGAAUCAUUCGAAUCAUUAUCAGAACAACAACAACCACGGAGAGCAAGUAGUACUACCACCACCACAACUACCAACUUCUCCUUUGAGUCCAAAGAUUUACACCACCACCCCAACAACAACAACAACGAUGAACUCGAGCACAGCAGGAACAACAACAACAACAACCUUGAAGCCUUCCUCUGCUGCUAUUGUCUCUAACAACGGUAGCACCUUGUCGUAUCCUUCUCCUCAUCAUCAUCAACAUUCUCAACAUUCUCAUAGUCAUCAUCAAAACAUUCUCAACCAUAACAACAACAACAACAACAACAAUUUGAACACUCAUCAGAACUUGUUCACUCAUUAUGUUCAAGAGGAAACAAUCAAUGUUCCACUCUCUCAAGAACAAAUAGCUGUCUAUCAAAAACAACUCUCUGAUGUCAUCCACAAAUUGAAACAAACUCAUACCGAUGGCAAAGAAAAGGCCAAAGCACUCGAACAAGUCAUUUAUUUAUCAUGUACACUAAAAUCAGACUUUACAAUGACACUCUUUGGCAUCUAUAAUGCUGACAAGUCACUAUGGGAAUAUUCUCCAGUUUUGGAUUUAUUUAUUAAAUGUUUGAGAUAUUUACUUUUGCACAGAAGUUCAUACAUUCGAUCGUUGACUGUCCGAUGUAUGAGAUAUAUCAUUCAGAAUGAUCCUGUGAAUUUUCCAUUUGAAGUAUUGUGGUACAAAUACAAUUGUCACUUGCUGAUCUUUAAAAUGAUGUUGAAUGACACGGAUCGAGAAAAAAUUCAAGUGUUGGAAUUGGUGAGAACUCUAUGCAGUAAUAUUGUAAAGAGAAAGAAUGCAGCUGCUGUGAAUGGUUCAUCAUCUAUUGUAUUAAUACAAUCCAAACAACAACAACAAUAUGGUCUAUAUUUUGCUCCUCCAACAAGGAAAAUUGAAAUUCCAUUUCUCUUCAUGAAAGGAAUUGUUCACUUUUUAAGUUAUAUUGAUGGAACAUUAUUACAAAUGCAAACACAAAUGGAUCAACAAUCCUCUAACACUGCAUCACAAAGAGGAAAUCCUCCUCCACCAAAUGCGACAACUUCUGCUGCAACUGGCAGUAAUACCAACACUGCCACAACAAACAAUUUGAGUAGCAGUGCCAAUGAUCAAAAGAAACAAUACUUUUUAGAAUCCUACAAAUCUGUUUGUAUAGAAAUACUGAGAGAUAGUUUGGUUUAUGAUGAAUCACUUUGUGAUACUGUCAUCAAGUGUGGAGGAUUUAAAUAUCUUGUAGAGCUAUUAUUGAACAACAAAUUCUCUCAGUAUCAUUCAAGUAUUCUUUCUAGCAUUCUCUAUAUUUGUGACAAGUUUAGAACAAGAAAGUUUAUGAAGAAGGGAUUACUUGAUCUUUUAUAUUUAAUUUCUCCUUUCACCAAUUAUAGUCAACUUCAUCAACAAUAUACUAUUGCAGCUAAUAAUGCAGCCAUGUUAAAUCCAAGUGCUGCACAACAAGCACAAGAUGACUUGAAUCAACUGGUUGUGGAACUUGAAAGAAGCAAAUCUAUUAUUUUGUACUUUAUGAGAUCAUGGACUGGAUUAUUUAUUGUGAAUCAAACCAAAGUGAAUAUUCUUGGAACGAUUGCCAAUUUACUCAAAGUUCCAAAUAGAACUCAAUUGAAACAUUUGAUCUUGGAUUUAUACAUUGAAAUACUCAAACAAAGUGUUCCAAGCAAAUAUCAUCAUCUCAUACCACCCAUCUUCAAUGAGUGCUCAUCUCUCUAUAGGGAUCGAUCUCAAUCUCUCAAAAAGAAGAAUCCAACCAACAAUUCCACCUUGAAUUUACCUCCAAACAACAAUAACAAUAAUCCGACGACGACCAACCAACUCACGACAAGUUCUGGAGUGAUCAACAAUGGAACUCAUGUUGUAGUACCUGGUGGUGGUGGUGGUGCUGGUACUGGUGGUCAAUAUGGCGUUGGUGUUGGUACAAGUGGUGGUGGUGGUGGUGCUGGUGGUACUAUCAAUGGUGGUGGUGUUGGUGGUGGUACAAAUUUGAGUGCAUCUUCCACGACAGUUCUAGUCGGAGGUAAUCAACCACCAUCAUCAUCGGCUGGUUUUUACACGAGUUUCACCAAUGAUGUUACUUUCUAUGCCGAUCACAGUGCUGAUGAAGAUCGAGUUGUAAAUAUCUGUUUUGUAUUCUUGUCCAUGACCAUUUUGACCUUGAUCGAUAGUGGAUUGAUUGAAUCUCUUUUAUAUCUAUCCAAGCAAUCAAUGAUUAAUGGAAAAACUAAAACACAAGAGGAUCCAUCUGCUCUAAAAGAUAAAUUGAAUAUUGGAAAUGAUGAUGAAGAGGAUAAGGGAGAACGUGCCUUUAUUAGCUUUAGAGCGAGUCAACUCUUACAAAGUGUCUUGUUAUUUAGUGACAUGUUGUUGAAUAAGAAAACAUGUCUAGUCAUGCAAGAUCGAUUUGACACUGAAAUUGCAAACUUUUUACUUGGCAUUAGUAAGAAUAAUCUCUACAGUUACAAAACUCUUUCAAUGCUCUCUGCUUUCUAUCAACAAUCCUUCAAUAGUUAUAAUGUGGGAGGUAAUUCUUCAUCAAUGAUGGACCAUACCAUGAUUCAAGCUCCCAGUCACUUGAGUGUAGUUUCAAGUGAUUCGAACAGCAGUAGUGAUGAUCGAUUUUCCAAAUUCAGUACCAAUAAUAUUCCUUCUUUCUAUAUUAGGACACAGAUUGACAGUGACAUGGACGAUCAAACCUUUGAGAAACUCAUUCGUGAGAGCAAUGUACUUGUAACAAAGGAUUCAAAACGAUGGAAUUGGGAAAAAAUUUAUUGUUUAAUAUUUGGUCCUUUAAGAGUGGCUCAUCGAUUGAAAGAAGUGAUCACCAAACAAGAAAAACUUUUAAAAAGAAUUCUCAGCUAUUUCAAACCCUAUAAGAAAGCAUUUAGUGAAUUGAAAUAUCAAGAAGCAAAUCUCGGAUAUACCAAAUUGUGCAAUGAAUUAUUGUACAAUUUAUUGCAUAUGGAUGACAGUGGUAUUCAACUGAUCAGAAGUUGUAAUAUUAUCAAACAAUUUUAUGAAGUGUUGGAAAUUGAAGUUCGAGUGGCUAAAAUGUUUCCACAAAAAGCGACAACUUCUAAAACUGAUCAAAAAUUGAUUGAUUCUGAUAAGAGAAUAUUAAGUGAAGAUCGAGUUCAAAAGUACAUGGUACGAGACUACUUUGCAAUUAUUGGAUUAAUGAGUAGUACCAUAAAAGGAAAAGAACUUCUCGAAGAAGAGAGAAUCUUUGAUGUACUCAAAGAUUUAACCACAAAGAGAGAUGACAUCAGUCAAUUAAUCAUCAAAAGUUUAGACUAUACUCGCCCAUUCAGUGAUCGAGCAAGAGAAAUUUUGAAAGAAGCCAUGAUGAAUGGUUCCAAUACGAUUCGAUAUAUUAGUACAUUAUAUAUUAGAAAUUUAAUACGACAACAACAAUCGUAUCCCAAUAAUUUUCAUGCUUGGGGUGUUCCUUUAUUGACGAGCAAAUUGUACGAUGAUUGGGAAAAGGUGCGAUUCUCCGCCAUUAGUAUUCUUUCGGAAGUGUGUUGCACCAAUUUUGGAGGUUCCUCCUCUUCGGAUUUGUCUGAUUUUGAGAGUGCCACCGAAGAUGCAUUGAUGGUAUCUCCUCGAUCUGCUAAUUCUUUCAUUCAAAUGUCCUCUUCCAAUACAACAUCCAAUGAAAAUCUUAGAUCUUUUGUUUCACAGAAUAUUUCGAGAGAGGUGAUUGCUGAAGUGAUGCGAGAUGGUCGAGAUGGAAUGAAUCUCUUACUGAAAAUGACAAGUUGUAGAGAAGGUAUUGAUUAUCUAAGUAGUGAUCAUAUCAAAUUAUUACAGGAACUUGUAGAAGAAUGGUUUGAAAGAGAAUCUCAUCAAUAUUUACUUCAAGUCGAGUAUGGACUCAAUCGAUUCUAUCAAAUGAAUGCUCUUUCCAUUCAUUCUGCAUUUCCUCCAACCAUUGCAUCUUCAUUGAUGAUUGGUUCUCUUUCUCCUUCGAGUCAUCAUCACAUUGCUCUUUCAACAUCCACUCCAACAGGAAAAGGAGCUCAAAAUAUGAGUGGAUCCUAUGAUUAUGCCAAACAUGGAGUUAUUUUACAAAGUAACUUGUAUGGUGAAUUGUGUCAUACAUUGGAAGGGUGUACAAUUUUAACCAAUGAUAAGAAUAGAACUCUUCACUCAUUGUGUCAGAAUUUGUUGAAUGUUUAUCAGAAAGUAUUAGUUGCAACAAGUGGUGGCAAUAGCUCUCAAUCGAACUCGUAUACGAAUCUUUCUCAAGAUUUUAAUGAUUCCUCUUCUGAUUAUUGUGGACAAAUUAACAAUCAACAAUUGGUGCAUUUGUGGUCUCUUGCUUUCUGUUGCAGUACCAAUACUGGUUAUGAAUAUUGCAAUCGAUAUAUUCAACAAGUCAUUAUUGGAUAUGAAAAGAGUCAUCUUCAACAAGAGAGUAGUAGUGAUCAACAUGUCGAUUCAACAGAUGCAACUGAUGGAUGGAAUCAAUCUCCCACAAAUAGUAACAACAACAACAACACUAUCGGAAGUGAACAAUAUACUGUUGCUCAAUAUUUUGUGUUCAUUGCACAACAAAGUAAGGACAUCUCAUUAAGAGGUACCAUGUUGUAUUUACUUGGAAUUCUAUCCAAAUGCAGUCUAGCACGAAGAGAUUUAUUAGAAAUUGGAUAUGAAUGUUCUUAUCGAUAUGCCAUUUCUGUUCCCAAAGAUAGAAAACAAUUUUUCAACCUUACAGAUGAACGUGAUUCAAAAGUUGAAGAUUCACAACAAGAUUACAAUAAUGAAGAUGUAUUGUUAGAAUCUAUUUUGAAGGAAUCACAAAAUCAGGAUAUUAUUAAGGAAUUAGUAUCCAAUGUAACCAAAAUUGCCAAUCCUGUUCAUGAACAACAGUCUUCAAUUAAUUUACAAAAUUCAAAAACCAAAGUAGCCAAAAUUCUAACCAACAAUGAGAAAUCAAAACUUAUUUAUUAUUUAUUAGGACAUCAUUUCACCUAUUACAAAUACAAGUGGAAAAUAAUUAAGUUUGUCAUUAAUGACCUUUUGGGAGGAAAUAGUAGCAUGUUAUGCUCUUCCAUUGCGACCUCAAACUAUGAAACAAAUUCCAACAUGAUCAAUUCUGCUGUUGAAGAUGAAUUGUUUGUCAUGAACACUCAUUUACUUUGGCUUGAUGCAGAGACAAAUGCAAUUAACAACAGAAUCGAGGAAAGAGAACGAAAAGAGUCUUCUUCCAAACCAACCAGCACCAAGGAAAACAACAAGACUGUCAAAAUUUCUUCCACAACCAAGUGA
This is a messenger RNA of Naegleria fowleri, 5670 nucleotides long. RefSeq lists its product as uncharacterized. Gene Ontology annotation, cellular component: TORC2 complex. The coding region runs from base 1 to 5670 and encodes 1889 amino acids. The transcript has 2 exons. Gene Ontology annotation, biological process: TORC2 signaling. NCBI's taxonomy places the organism in Eukaryota, Heterolobosea, Eutetramitea, Acrasida, Naegleriidae. The record is from RefSeq and is a predicted model, not a curated record.